GAUGUAUACCUCAUUUUUGUGCAGUAAACAAUUCUUGCUCUCUCUCUCUAUCUCAGAAUAAAGACACCCUGUUUGACAGCAUUGUGAUUAUGCUGCUGUCGUACCAAAAAUCCCAAACAACUGUAAGCCGACACAUCUGUUCCCAUGCAACGGUUGACUGAGAUUCACGAGAUGCAUCGAGAAUUAGAAUUCAGUCCAGUGAUUAAAGCAAAAUGCAUACAACAGAAGUCCCACCACAUGACUGAAUGUUCUCCGAGGUAAUCCAAAGGCCCUAAUUGGCUUUAGGAUUACAACUUGCCCCGUGCUUUGAGACUCUCUUCAAGCUCUGACAUGGGAGAAACACAGAAGGCAACAAAUACGUCUGGCGCAGACAUGAAUGGAUACUGGAAAAUGACAAGCAAUGGAAACUUUGAUGAAUACAUGGAAGCAUUAGAUGUGAAUAUUGUCAUCAGGAAAAUUGCCAGCUAUCUUAUCUUUGAUAAGGAGAUUGUUCAGAACGGUGACCAUUUUAAUAUCAAGACUCUCACCACAUUUAGGAAUUACAACAUGGAGUUUGAUGUUGGAAAAGAGUUUGAGGAGGAUUUGACUGGCAUUGAUGACAGGAAAUGUAUGACAAUGGUAACCUGGGAGGGAGAUAAACUGGUAUGCGUGCAGAAGGGAGAGAAGGAAGGAAGGGGCUGGACCCAGUGGGUAAAAGGGGACGAGUUGCAUGUGGAGAUGCAAGCCUGUGGAGUGGUGUGUAAACAGGUUUACAAGAAACAAGUGGUCGACUGAAUGUGCCUUUGAAUUUGAAUCUUUAGUGAAGUACUUUGUUGUAUUUAUUUAUAUUAGUCAUUAUUGUUUUUAUUGUUUUCAUUUAAAGUGCAAAUGUUUCAUUAUUUAAAGGACACCUAUUAUGCCCAUUUUUACAAGAUGUAAUACAAAUCUCAGGUGUGCCCAGAAUGUGUCUGUGAAGUUUCAGCUUAAAAUAGCCCACAGAUCAUUUAUUAUAGCAUGUCCAAAAUGCCCCUAUUUGGAUGUGAGCAA
Paramisgurnus dabryanus is the source of this 1026-nucleotide messenger RNA. RefSeq names its product retinol binding protein 1, cellular, tandem duplicate 2 (gene rbp1.2). Gene Ontology annotation, molecular function: lipid binding. The record is from RefSeq and is a predicted model, not a curated record. NCBI's taxonomy places the organism in Eukaryota, Metazoa, Chordata, Actinopteri, Cypriniformes, Cobitidae.